Molecule: messenger RNA, 674 nt
Organism: Kockovaella imperatae
Lineage: Eukaryota; Fungi; Basidiomycota; Tremellomycetes; Tremellales; Cuniculitremaceae
Exons: 5
Coding region: 126-572 (148 amino acids)
Biological process (GO): mRNA splicing, via spliceosome; nuclear-transcribed mRNA catabolic process; P-body assembly
Cellular component (GO): P-body; U6 snRNP; spliceosomal tri-snRNP complex
Molecular function (GO): U6 snRNA binding
Source: RefSeq, a predicted model, not a curated record
UCUAGGGUGAUAAAUUUGGUUCCGUCGACUCUCCGCGCAAUUGCAACGGACAGAUUGACACAACUUCAAGUUAUCGUCUACUCGGUCACGACUGCAGCCAGGAGGCAGAGUACAGCGUUGACACGAUGCUGCCAUUAGCGCUUCUGACGGCUGCGCAGGGCAAGCCAAUGCUUGUGGAACUGAAGAAUGGUGUGACAUUCAAUGGACAUCUGGUGGAAUGUGAUAAUUUCAUGAAUGUCACGUUGAGAGAAGUGUAUCAAACAUCAGCGGAUGGCGAGAAGUUUUGGAAAAUGAAGGAGAUGUUUGUCAAGGGGAACAUGAUCAAAUACUUCAGGAUAGCAGACUCGAUAUUGGAUACAGCGAUGGAGGAGCAGGAAAGAGCGAGACAAUCCGGACGGUCAAGAGGAGGUGGAAGGGGAGGUCGAGGAGGACCACCGUCGAGAGGAGCUCGAGGUGGUGGGCCUGGACGCGGUGGACCACCAGGAGGUGGAAGGGGUGGAGGACCAGGUAGAGGUGGUCCCGGUGGAGGCAGGGGUGGUCCCGGUGGAAGAGGAAGAGGUGCUGCUCGGUGAUCAGAAGCCGCAGAGCAUCCAGGCCUGGCAGCAACGACUGGAUAGGCAUUCCAUUCGACGAUCUACUCGCUGUCAUUAGUUAUGCAGACAGCUCUCGACAGG